ACUGAUCUGAUGCGGCUACUGCAGCAGUCGGUGUGGCAGGACGCGGAAAUGGACUCGCUGAAGAUGGAGAUCGAGCGUGGAGCCGAGGGAUACGGCUUCACCAUCUGCUGCGACUCCCCCGUGCGGGUGCAGUCUGUGGAUGCGGGGGGCCCUGCGGACAAGGUUGGCCUGCAGCCCCUGGACACCAUCCUGCUACUCAACGACAUGGACGUCAGGCCCUGCAAGUGCGUGGAGCUUGCCAAUGCCAUCAGGAACUGCCCCGCGACGAUCACGCUCACGGUGCAGCGUCUCACGCCGGGGACGUCCUCCGACGGCUCUCCUCCUCCUCCUCCUCCGUCCGCUGAGAAAGCCCGCGACGCGCGGCCACCGCCGCGCCUCUCCGCCGGCGGGCCGGGCUCCGUCGUCGCUCCCUGCCGCUCGCUCUCCUUCUCGGCCACCGUCCCCGGCAGCCACUGCGCCCGACGAUUUAGCAGCCCCACGUCGGUGGGGCGAGCCUCCAGUGUCCGGCCAGAGGCGCGGCUUCGUUGCGCCGCCACCGCCGCCAGCGCUGCCAGCGUUGUCGCCACCACCACCGACGCCAUGUUGCCCAGAACAGCAGCAGCAGCAGCAGCCGGAGGAGGGGAGGGCUGUGCGGUGCUGCCGACACAUCGACGGAGGACAUCCCAUCCUCACCGACCUCAACCGCAAUCAGAUCAUAGGCCCCGUGCAUGUGGCUGAGCACGAACAGCUGCUCCGAUGCACGGGCAGAGCAAGCGGCAGUGCACGCGGCAUCGCACCUCAAAGUUUGGGGAAUGACCUGCAGAAGCCCAUCGUCUUCCCACUCUCUGUACAGCCGAUAGCCCUGCACGAGCAAGCGCGGACGCUCUGCUUCUCGGAUGACGUGCUUUGGAGACAGUCGUCAAAGGAUGUACAAAAGGUGCGUCUGUUCGUCUACAACGACCUGCUGCUGCUGGCUCAGAGAAACGAUAGAGAUGAGUUCCUGGUUUUGAGAAACCCCGUGUUCCUGAGCUCCGCUUGGCUGCCCGACCCCGGACAUGAAACAUUGGAUGACUGCACUAUUCCCAUCAGUUACAAAUCUGAGGGAGAAGAAUCUGAAUUGGUCCUGGAGGCGAUGAAUGUGGAAAGCAAAGCGAAGCUGUGUCACCUCCUGCGUGGGAUUUCUGAACGAACGCGGAAGCAGCAGCAGCAGCAUCAGCACAUUCUCCACCUGCAGAGCAGUCCAGCGACUCCGCUGUCCUCACAGCAGUGGCAUCGGAGUACGAGGAAGGGGGCAGUUAUUCUCCACGAUUCGUCGACAAUGGAGCUCGGAACGCGGCCAUCCGACGACCACCAGCACCACCACCACCACCACCACCACCACGGCCGGCAUGUCGAUGGUGAAACGGGCGGUGGUAGCCACGGCUCCGUCUUGCCCGGGGUGUUCCUGGAGAUCCCGCCGGUGUCGAUGCGCGGCGGCGGGGUGGGCCGUCGAUCGCGCUCCGUCGAGGAGCUUGCGCGCUCCGCGCACGAGUCCGAGAGCGACCCGGAGAGUCGAGGGCGCAGCCGGAGCGGCGGCGGCGGUGGCAGCAGCAGGAGCAGGAGCAGCAGGAGCAGCAGCGGCGGAAGCAGCAGAAGCAGCAGGAGCAACAGCAGCAGCACCAGCAGCUGCGACCACGACGAGGUGGACACGCCGGACCGGCGCAGGACGAGCGCGAGCGUGGAGGGUCUCUCGAGCGUGACGGUGGAGGUGACGGUGACGCCCUGCGCCGACUUCCCGGCACGCUACGGCGUGAUCGACGUGGACAGCCCGAGAGCGCUGGGCGGAGGUUUCCUGUCCCCGCGUGACGAGGGCUCCCUGCGGCGCCGCACGUACAGCGAGAACAACCUGCUGAGGGACACACGGACUCCCCCGUCGCCGACGGACGUCUCGGGGAGGCUGGGCUCCUCCGCCCAGCGGGACGACAGCACCACCCGCAGCGACUGGAGCCUCCUCGGCCCGCCCUGGGUGGCCACCGGCGCUUCCAUCGACAAGAAGAAGACGGCCUCAAACCCCACGCUCUACGCGCCCUUUCUCAAGUUCAAGAAGGUGUCCCCGCCCGACAUGGGCAUCGGCGAGACGGACGGCGGCACAAAGAACAAACAGAAGUCCACCAACCUGGCCAAGGGCAUGAAGAGUCGACUUGGGUUUCUGCGACGAAAACCCGACCCUUCGGACUUCCCCGCGGCCAGCGGUCCAGCGCUGGGAAAGCACUCUCGGCCAAGCUGUGAAGAUGCCAUGAAAUGGUCUGAAUCAUUCGAAAAACUUCUGGCUCAUAAAUACGGCCUCGCAGCUUUCCGUGCCUUCCUCAAGACGGAGUUCAGCGAGGAGAACAUCGACUUCUGGCUCGCGUGCGAAGACUUCAAGCGGAGCGCGCGCUCAACCUCGAAGCUCGUCUCCAAGUCGAAAAAGAUCUCGGAAGAGUUCAUCGCGAUCCAGUCCCCCAAAGAGGUGAACCUCGACUCAAGCACACGGGAAGUGACGAUGGCCAACCUUCAGAAGCCGACCGUGACAUCAUUAGACUUGGCUCAGAAGCGAAUCUAUGGGCUGAUGGAGCGAGACUCAUACCCACGGUUCCUGCGCUCCGACCUCUACCAUGACCUUACAAAUAUCAAAAAGCCCAUGGGAGCAAUUGCGGACUGAACAGUUUUGGGCAAAUCGAUUUUUUUUUCUUCUGAAUUUUGCUGCUGCACUGCACUGGACUUGUAAAAACUCUUUGUAACCGAAUUUUUUUUAGAUCAAAAAAAAAGAUGAUCUCUCCCAUUCAGUCGCCCAGUUGAUGUAGAAUGAGAGAACGAGCCCUGGAUGGCGAACGUCGAUUAUACGGCUCGAAUGUGACGGCUACAAGGAUCAUUCUGUGAAUGUGAACAUUAUUUAAGCCAACGAGAAGAGGACGAAGAAGAUGACAGACGAAGCUAAAUCACCGCGGAGUCGUGGGCCCAAUAAUCUGCAAGGCCACGCCACUCGCCGUCUACCAAAGGAGGGACACGGUCGGAAGAAGCAUCGGAGCGCAGAUCGGGGCCGCUUUCUCUUGGGGCAACAUAAUCAUGCCUUUCUUUGGAGGAUUGCUUGAUUUCAAGGAGAGGAGAGGAUGCCAAAAAUAACCACUAUGCGAGUCGCGAGUUCGGCUGGGCUCAAGCGUCUGAAUCAACACGUAGACGCAACAGUGCCGUGGACGGGGACGGCGCUUGUGUAUCUGAUGUUGACACAAUGGGGCACUUUAUUGGUUGGAAAGGGUGCGUGGGCUUUUUGGGCGUUUUUAUUUUAGUUGUUGGGGUUUUUUUUUUUUGCCAAUAAUUCGCACAUCAGGGUCUUUGGGGCUAAGAUGCUUGAUUGGGACAGGCCGAGUUUGUGAACUAUCAGGAAUUUCAAUCGUUUCACGAACCGCCCAGAUGUAAUCACCCGAUCUUCAUUGUCGCGUGUACAAGGCCCAUUCACGUCAUACUGCGUUAACUGCAACCCACACAGCUAGAUGUGUGCAUGUAUAUUUACAGUCUGUAACUGCUUUCCGCGUAUGAUAUAGCGCAACAUACUCAUGUUCGAACGAGUGUUGGGUGGUACUUUCCUUUUCCUCAAGCAGCUCUGCAAAUUCCAUAUCCCUAUGGCAGGAAGCAGCCUUUCCAUAGUGCAAACAAUGUUGACUUCCCUCCAAUUGGUACUCGUUUUAUUCACCCUGAAAGAAUGAUGAGCAUCGUUGACCCUGGAUAGGCUUUGAACUCAGGUUCUCGUAAUUGAGAGCCCUGCUGCUCUUAUCUGUGCUAUGUCCUGGAUGUGUAUAUGUAUCUGACUGGAGGUGCGUGUCUAUAUAUGCAUUAUUCAUCCCGUCUAUUCACCUUGAUCGUCGAAACAUAAUUACAGUGACAUAAAAUGUGCUGUGAUUCAGAAACUUCACAAACAUAGGAAUGCAAAAGCAAACCUGGACAGUCCAAUGGGGAAUCCUGUAUGUGCAUAUAUACGGUAUAUAUAUAAAACGCAGAAGCCAGCAUCACUUGUAAAUAAACCUUUCACAUCCGAUGUGCAAUAUGUGUAAUGAUGCACUAUAACCUGCUGAUGAGUGAACACUUGCUCACACUCUGGCUUAAUUGUACAACAAUUAGCGCAUGUGUACGGACACUCCUAUGGUUUCUGAGUUGUUGUUUUUUUUAUCAUUUUAUAUUAAACUGCCCUGGUUGGCUCUACGUCGUCGCAGACUCAUGAUUGUACAUAUCGUUCUCUUGUACUAGCCUGGAAAACUGUGGAUGUACAUUUUCUGAAGAUGUAUAUAUUUAUGUGUUGCCUUUCCUUGACUUUUCUUUUGUUGUACACACACUUGUCCUGCUGCGUUUGUCCUCCGUGUUUUUGUGACACUCGAACCCCCUUCCCCCCCCUCCCCUCUUUUUUAAAAAUAUGAAUAAAAGUAAUCAAAACACGUA
This is a messenger RNA of Lethenteron reissneri (Far Eastern brook lamprey), 4428 nucleotides long. RefSeq names its product regulator of G-protein signaling 8-like. Lineage: Eukaryota; Metazoa; Chordata; Hyperoartia; Petromyzontiformes; Petromyzontidae. The record is from RefSeq and is a predicted model, not a curated record. Gene Ontology annotation, cellular component: plasma membrane; nucleus.